CACGUCAACCAGAGAACAUGAUGCCUCUUUGCAAGUCAACUCGUGUGCGCCGUAGCUGAUAGAGGUACCUCGAGCUGAAAUAUUAUAGCUCUAUUGUACUGGAGAGCGUGGUGUGACAGCCCCCGGGUUCAGCAAAUGGCCUGCUUCGUAUCGCCGCACUGACGGGGGAGAGUGUCGCCACAUUGGCGUUCAAGCUGGCAGGGCGACACAGAAAUCAACUUUGUCUAUUUUUAAUGGACACGCUUCGAGCGGCGGCGGCGGCGGCAGCAGCGGCGGCGGCGGGCGGUUUGUUUUCCUUUCGUCUUUAUCUGUAGCUGCUCGAGCAAGCCCCGUGUGAGCCCCCCGUGUGUCCCCUGCUCGUCUGGCUACCUCCUGCUCCUCCACAAACAGUCCCAUUUAGAACAGCAUGGUCAUGGCUGACAGUGUCCAAAAACCGCUGAUCCGGGGUCCGGUCCGAGUGGGCUUCUACGAUAUCGAGCGUACUUUAGGAAAGGGCAAUUUCGCUGUCGUGAAGCUGGCUCGACACCGCAUUACCAAGACCGAGGUGGCCAUCAAGAUAAUCGACAAGACCCAACUGGAUGCUGUCAACCUGGAGAAGAUCUACAGAGAAGUUCAGAUCAUGAAGAUGCUGGACCACCCCCACAUCAUCAAGCUGUACCAGGUGAUGGAGACGAAGAACAUGCUUUACUUAGUCACAGAGUAUGCCAAGAAUGGGGAAAUCUUCGACUACCUGGCAAAGCACGGCCGUCUCAGUGAGCUAGAGGCCAGGAGGAAGUUCUGGCAGAUCCUGUCGGCGGUGGAGUAUUGUCACAACCGCAACAUCGUCCACAGGGACCUGAAGGCGGAGAAUCUGCUCCUGGAUGGCCACAUGAACAUCAAGAUUGCAGAUUUUGGAUUCGGGAACUUCUUCCAGCCUGGGGAGCCUCUGGCCACGUGGUGCGGCAGCCCGCCUUAUGCUGCUCCAGAGGUCUUUGAGGGCCAACAGUAUGAGGGUCCACAGCUGGACAUCUGGAGUAUGGGGGUGGUGCUGUAUGUGCUGGUGUGUGGUGCUCUGCCCUUUGAUGGGCCCACUCUGCCUGUGCUUCGACAGAGAGUCUUAGAAGGGAGGUUUCGCAUCCCCUACUUCAUGACUGAAGACUGUGAGCACCUGAUCCGCAGGAUGUUGGUCCUGGACCCAUCAAAGCGUCUGUCUGUGACCCAGAUCAAGGAGCACAAGUGGAUGGCUCUGUACGCUCCUGUGCAGAGGCCUGUCCUGUACCAGCAGCCUCUGUCUGCUGAGGGCGAGGCGGGUGUGGGAGAGUACAGCGAACAGGUCCUCCGCCUGAUGCACAGCCUCGGCAUCGACCAGCACAAGACUAUAGAGUCUCUGCAGAACAAAAGCUACAACCACUUCGCUGCUAUCUACUACCUGCUGGUGGAGCGGCUCAAGGCCCAUCGCUGCAGCUUCCCCGUGGAACAGCGGCUUGACGCCCGCCAGCGACGGCCGAGCACCAUCGCCGAACAGACUGUCGUCAAGUCGACCAAUGGUUCAACCCAGGUGGGUUUGCUCCCGCAGGGUGUUCGUCUGUUGCGCUCCCCUGCUGUGCCCCAAGCCUCCUCCGAUGCUUUCACCUUCCCCCAGACUGCUUGUCCCCUGGAGCAGAAUUUCAUGGUGGAGGACGUCAACACACCCAAAGUGAACGGCUGCCUGCUGGACCCACUGCCUCCCCCCACUGUCCUCCGCAAGUCCUCCACCUCGUCGCCUAGCAACAUGAUGGAGACGUCGAUCGAUGAGGGCAUCGAGACAGAAGAGCCCGACACAGAAGAUGAUCCUCCCCACAUGCUCUCGGCCUAUCAGACAGCUCGGUUUGGGCAACGGCGACACACCCUCUCUGAGGUGACCAACCAGCCAGGGCCUUCGAACCAAGGCAAACUCUUCACUCUAGGCCACAACCCCUCCAUGGGUAGCGUGGACUCGGACAUCGGCUACGACAUGGGCUCCAUGCACAGCGACCUCGGCCUGCUGGAGGAUCCCCCGUCUCUCAGUGAAGUGGUAUCGGCCAACAGUUCUGCCCCCGGCGUCACCCCUACGCCUUUCUUAAGUGCUCGGCCUGCCAACCCAGCGAUGGCUGUCCUGACCUCCCAGCACAGGGAGACGCACAAUCGGUCCCCCAUCAGCUUCAGAGAAGGACGCCGUGCCUCUGACACCUCCCUCACCCAAGGUCUGGUUGCGUUUCGGCAGCACCUUCAGAACUUGGCGAGGACCAAAGGCAUCCUGGAGCUGAACAAAGUGCAGAUGCUGGUGGAGCAGAUGGGCUCUGGGGAAGGGGCCGCCAUGGGCCCCCUGGGACCACAGCACCACUUGCACAACCUCCUGGAGGGUGAGGCUUCCAAGCAGCAGGAGGGCCUAGCUUUAUACCAAGGUGGGCCGCAGCCGCCUCUCCUGUCCCGCAGACAGAGCUUAGAGACACAAUACCUCACUCAUAGACUACAGGCCAACGUCAUGGCUAACAGUCCUGCUAGCUGCCAACUUUUCUGUAAGGACACUCGAACUUUAGAGCAGCAGCUGCAGGAACACAGCAUCUACUGCACUCCCCACAGACUGAACCAGAAGAGGAUGUACCUGCAGCAGUCACAGGGCAUGGGGCUGCAGGCCUACUUCAACCAGAUGCAGAUAGCUGAAGGAUCCUACCCGACAGGCGGCCCCGCUCUGGACCCGGCGGCGUCUCAGAGUUCCCCUCAGGGCCCCCCCAUGUCAGCCGCCCACCAGCCUCAGCCCCAGCAGCAGGGCAGUCCUCAGGCCUCUCCUCCCUUCAGCCACCCCCACAGCCUGAGUCCCUUGAUGGAACCGAGCGAGGGCCUCAUUUAUGAUCCCUACAUGAGCCACCACCACUACGCCCAACACCUGCCCCCUGGAUCUCACCUCCACCACCAGCUCCACCAUCCACAGCCUCAUGACGCCUCCGCCAGCAGCUUGGGAUUCAGCUACCCUGCAGGCUGUGAGCAGCAGGCCCUGGGGCCUUCCACUGAGGGUCUUCACCCAGAGCAUUAUGAUUUCCCACUGGACCCCGCCUUGUUGCCCCCGCCUGCUCCAGGAGAGGCUGGAGCCGGAGUUGUGGCCAGGAUUUUACCUGGUCCGGGGCAGUCAGACGGCCUGGGCCUGCCUGAGCUGCAGGGCUCCCUCCUGGACAGUGAGAUGAUGGAGACCGUGGACUCCCAGCAUGGCUUCGUACUGGUCAACUAACGCCAGCUGACGGGGGGUAAUAGAAAGCAGUAUUAAGCAAUGAGAACCUACAGCGCUAAGAGCAGAAGGAAUGGAGAUAUAAGUGGAGGCCACAAGCGUAGCAACAGGGAAGGAAAAGUGUUAAUUUUUGUACGACUAAUACAAACUUCAUUUCUUAGUUGUGAUGAACCUCAGACAACCUUUCUACCACAAUCCUCCCUUAGCCUACCUCCCUUUCUCCUCCCCUUGUCUGUUCUAGUUCUCAUCAGCUGUGUGAGGCAGGAACAGGUCCGAUAUGUGGCACAAUGUGAGCGUCGCCUCGCUGACUUGGCGAGGCUGCUGUUGUCACGGACAAUGUGACACCUGUGAGGACUGCGCCGUGAAGCCUGAGGGGGGGGUGCUGCACAUCCUGGAGGCUGCCAGAGUGCAGCUUCUCACCCAGAAAUGGUUUGGAAGUGAACUAAUUUAGGACUGACUGUCAGAUAAGGACAAUGGCUGGCAGUGGAGGGGUUUUUUGUAUUUAAAAGGACACCAUCAACAACAAUAGACUGGUUCUCAAAACACUUGUGCAUUUUUUUUUUUAUUUCAGUAGAUAAAAAAAACAACUGAACAUGAGAAAAUUGCCCUCAUUUAUCAAGGUACAAUGGAUAUCACCGCAAAUUCAAGUGUUAAAAGUGUUUUUUGUCCGUUCUAUAGCAAUGAUUUUACACACUAAUGUGAGCACCAAAGCUAACAUGGUCGCUGUAAUCAUGAGUGCACAGGCUUCAACACUAACAUAUACAUUACUCCAAAAAAUGACAGGUAAUUUUUUGCUGAGAAAAAUACCCGUAACAUGCUGAAUGAAGCACCGGGCUGUGGAGCAAUGCACCUUUUAACAGCGUUAAACUCUCUCCAAGCUGAUUUUUUUUUCGUUUGUUUUAGUUUAUUGCUGAAUGAAAAUAAUAGAUACGCAGAACACCGUUCUGUAGCUGCAGGCUGUUGUGUAGGCCACAUGACAUAAAUAAUAUUUUUCUUUUCUUUGUGUUUUUAGAACUUGUAACUACUGAUCCUGAUUUAUUUCUUACACUACUGAACUGCUUUUUUUUCCCGCUUUUCCAUCCGAUUGCACACACAUGCCAGGUCUCAUUAUGCUCAACAAGAUGAGGAUAAUUACCAGUUUUUGCAGGCGAAAUGGCCACACGUCUGUUUAACAGUUGAAUUGUAGGUCAUGCGUUUGCCUGAUAAAUGAGGGCUGAUGUAAUUAACGUGUGUUUGGUUGAGAAGUAGCGGUGUUUUAGACAGUCAAUAUUAUUCUAUUUUUGUGGCAAUACUGAAGCAAUAUUAAUCCUUAAUGUCGAGGGAUUAUGAAUCGAAGCCUCACCUGUACAGCCAGCUCUGAUUGGUUCCCGGGGACCUCUGAGUCGUCAGCAGUGACAUCACUCGAGCUGAUGAUGUAACCAGGAGAUAAUCUCCCUCCCUCACUCGCCCUGGAAGUGCAGGGACGAGCCUGGAGACAGUUGUGUGUAUGCGUGUGUGUGUUUGUGUGAGCGUGUGUGUGUGAUUAUGUUUGUUUGCACAAUUCAUACUUCAAAUUUUCUGCCUCCAUCACACCAUUUGUCUGGAAAAGGCAAACACUGUAUUGAUGUCUCCAUUCAAAAUAACACAAACUGUGCUUUCCCCCUCAGUGCACAGUCGUAGCUUUUAGAUUAAUUCUGGUUUACAUCCUCGAUUGCUCCUGUUAUGCCUCUGUGCUCUUCUAAUGAUGAAUCAUGUUUAUACUAAUGGAACGUCCCUCUAAAGAUUCCCUGCAUUAGAGAUCACGAAAGAAUGUUUUCCUCUCUGACACUGGGGCCGCUGUGAGACAAAGACCAGCAGAACAUCAGUCACCUGACACUGGAUUUUGACUACAGGCUCACCACCGCUCUUUGCCUGACAGCGAACCAGCAACAACAUGAGAGAUCUUUUUUUUUUUUUUUUUACAGCACUUAGACUGUGUUCAAUCUACUUGAAGCGCACAGACACAUGAUUUUUUUUUUUUUUUUUAAAAAAAACGACUUUUCAUUGGAAUAACAGGACAGCCAACGUCAGAGGGUUCAAUGUGAGAUUGCUGGACUGUGACCAUCUGCCAGACUGUGUGACCCUCAGUGAUCGUGGGUUAAACUGUUUGUCAGAUUAGCCUUCAAAACAAAGACAGUCACUCUCAGUCUGUAGACUGCACUGAGCGGGUAUCUUAGAGUUCACGAUCAGACUCUGAAGUGGUGGGGUUAGCAGUCUUUUGCUAGCAGGUAGCAGUCUUAAAUGAUGGCUAGAAAAUGUGGAUCAGCUGUGGUUGCAGUCCUGUGCAAGACUUAAAGAAAAAAAUCCACCCUAAAAUGCUUUUAACACUGUUUGUCAACAGAUAACGGCUACAACCGGUGAUCAGCGGUCUUUAAAAUGUUGUGUGGGCCCAUCACAGUGCCUCAAGUUGACACUCAAAUUGCUUGUUUUGUCCAAACCCCAAACUUAAUUAGUUUACUCUCAUAGAAGUCUAAGAAAGUUGCAAAUUUCUGUCACUUUGGGGCACUUUUGCAUAAAAGAAAAAUCAUUUAAAGGUCCAGCGUGUAGUAUUUAGUGGCAUCUGAAGAACUGAAGUGUAGGAGAACUAUAGUGGCUGAUGUGAGUGGCCCUAACUAGUGCCAGUGUUUGGUUUGUCUGCUCUGGGCUACUGUACAAAACAGGACAGACUCCCUGGAAGAUGACCCCUUUUGUAUACAGAUAUGAACAGCUCAUUCUAAGGUAAUGAAAACACAACAAUUUUUAUUUUCAGGUGAUUAUAAACAGACAAAAACAUGACUGUUUCUGCCAUUAGAUGCCCUUGAAUCCCACACACCUUUAAACCCUAUCUUGAUUUUCUUGUUGCUGAAUAAUUGUAUCUCUGCCCAGUCAGUAUGACAUCACUGUGAGUGGGAUCUCAUGAUCUUGGAACAAAUGCUGACUAAGUCAACAUUUAACUCUGACAUUUACGAGUCAAAAGGGCAGAGAUACUAAUAACUCAGCAACAAUGGCCCAAGUUCACCCGCAACCACAAGACAUGUUGCAAAACAGGUCUUGUGGUUGUGUUAAUAGUUCCCACCCUACACCCUACUGCAUUUACAAAUGCUGGUUAUGUUUGUCUGGUCAUACACCCACAUUUUAAUGACAGGGAUGAGCUCACACCCAGUUUGUGGGUCAUGCUGAAAAUGUCAUUCAAAAUGAGAAGCAGCUCAAAUGCAAGUGUCAGGCUCAACAUAAAAAAAAAACCUUAAAAUAGUUGGUACAUGGCAGUGUUAAAGUGUCAAAGGGUGGAUUUCGCCUUUUAAGUGUUUAUUUUGACGAUUGUUUGCUGUCAUUUUGUCAAUGGUCAGGCUAGAACAGCUACAGGAUGAUCUGUGGAAGUUGAAUACUGGAGCACUUUGACAACAAGAGGAAGAAGAGAUGUAGCGAGAGAGGAGGAGGUGGGAAAAAGGUUUGUAUCACUCUGCUGUUUCCUGGCAGAUGAAACGAACCGCAAUCUGUAGGAAACACCUUUCUCCUCUCUCUUCCCCACCAAUAAUGGACACAAAACACAUUUCUUUCAAAGAAAGACCAGACACAGUAACACUUUACUUGAUUGUCGAUUUUAAUCCAAGAAAGAGAAACGCUCGUCAGUUUAUGGCGAGCGUUCUUUGUACAAAUUAGUGGUGUAGUGAAUCUUCGGUGCGCCGAGAUUGAAUUUUGUGUUGAACGUGAAAAGUGUUCAGUGUGCCUUUUACUUUUUCUUAUUAUCAAUCUAAAUUAAGAUUUUUGAAUAGCACCAUUAUUUCUUGUUGGACCCUUUUAUUUUCUUAUGAUUACUUUUUUUUCCGAAAGUAAGUAGAGCCAGGUUUUACAAAGGUACAAAACCAAAGUCCCUCAGAAGUUUCCCUGUAUGACCCACCGUGUGGAGUUUUGGAGCUUCUUUGUCAGCUUCUCUACCGUGCUUUUUCUUGUUGGUCAAUCAGUGUAUGCCAUUUAAAAGUAUUAUAGCAAUAUUUCUCUAGUUGAAGACUAAAGUCAUGAAGAUUCUAGUGGACGUGUUUCCAGGUAUCAUAAUUUCACCUCCUGCUGAUAAAACAAAAACAUCAAUCUAUCAAUAGAAAUCCAGUUUUAUAUUUACCUUCAUUGAUGUUGACCACACAUAAGCUAACUUGCUGUUGAGAUUAAAAAAAAAGGUUUAUUGAACAGAAA
Molecule: messenger RNA, 7405 nt
Organism: Epinephelus fuscoguttatus (brown-marbled grouper)
Lineage: Eukaryota; Metazoa; Chordata; Actinopteri; Perciformes; Serranidae
Gene: sik2b
Product: salt-inducible kinase 2b
Exons: 15
Coding region: 407-3223 (938 amino acids)
Biological process (GO): microtubule cytoskeleton organization; intracellular signal transduction; protein phosphorylation
Cellular component (GO): cytoplasm
Molecular function (GO): protein serine/threonine kinase activity; tau-protein kinase activity; ATP binding
Source: RefSeq, a predicted model, not a curated record